AUGGCUGGAGAUUCAGCCAAAGUAUUACCCAGUGGCAUAGCGGCAUUUUUUAUUGAUAUCGCUGACAACUAUAGUUUUAGAUACUGUAGUACUAUAUUAUAACCUGUGAUAUAUAACUAUCCAUAAACUAUUUAGGAUCUACAUGUACUCUUCAGAGUCAGUUGAGAUAUGCUUCAAUUUAAUGGAAUGCUCUGUCAUCAAAUUUUUUGAGAAAAUCAGAUAUUUUUCUACAUAGAUAUAUUAGCUGACCUGGUUAUUGAAAAACCAGCAUUCUAUUCAGGGGCAAAAUGGUUUUAUUUCUUACUCUUAACAUAUAGGCAUUUCGAUGAAAGGAAAUGUUCUACUGGUUAUUAUUUAAUCUUCUUUGAUCUUGAAGCUAACUUUACAGGCUUCUUAUACAAGCCAAAUUUUUAUCCUUUUCCUAGUGCUUUUUAUUUACGGUUUUGCAUUUUUUAACACUGUAGGAGCUAGCAGAUGAAGUGAUAAUUAUGGCAGAUAUGUGGAAGUACCUUUCCUUUUUCUUCUGGUAUCGGCGACUUGUCAAGUUACUUCUCCAUUUAUCCACGGGACAAUGUGAGUUACAGAGGAUCUGUUAUAAAACUAGACAUGGGGCACAGAGGACAUGCAAAGUUGGUAAGCUUAACAAAGCAUAAAAUUUUGAUUUCAUUUCUUUGUUGGACAGACUGCUAGAAUUGUGUUUCUUGUCAGUAAUAUAUAGUUUUUAAUAUUCUUUUGGCUUGUAUUAUUGUGUUAGGUGAUAACUCCUCAGAAAUACAAAAUUUAAAAGGGUUUGAUAUUGGCAGUUAGAUUUUUCUUGAAAAGAGAUACAUGUAUCAAACACUCUUUGUAAUUCUGUGAUAUUUUUUGCUCACCAGAAAAGUCCUUGAGGCAAUCCAGAACAAAGGUUAGUUCACUACAUAUUUAUUUCAAUUAAGCAACUGAACAUAGUGUAGACCCAAACAAAUCUUACAGCACUUUCCAAAAGUCACAACUGGCUAACCGGUUCAUGGCUAGACCAGCCAUUUUGACAAUGAAAUAGGUUUUUCCCAAGGGUUUUUGUGGAAUAACCAUCUCAUCCGUGCACACUAUGUAAGAUGUGACUGAUCUGGCUGGAUAUCUUCUUUUGAAAUUCUCAUUACGAUGGGAAUAGUCUGCAUGGUCAGUUCCAGAUGACAACUGGAAAGCACCCUUAGCUAAUAAAAAAAUUAUCACCAAGCUGCUUUGCUGAAAGAAAAAUACCUCAUGUCUCCUGUUACUUGCUUGAGAUGCUGCUGCAUUCAUAAUUUUGAAGCACAGGAAAGUUUUGUUAAAAAUUUAAUGUAUGUGUCUGUAUGUUAAAUAUUUUUGUCCAGCUACAGUUUCAGUUUUCAGCUAUAAUGUAUUGUGAUCGAUGUGGCUGAUAAUAUUUAUAAAUUAAAUAUCGUUACAGGAACUUAAUGAUCUAGUUGAAAAAACUAAUGUAAACAUCCAAGAAGCUCUUACUUUGAUCAUCACAUUGAAGAAAAUCGACAGAGCACAAGAAAGUGUGUAAGUAUUAAAAUAUUACUGUUAUAAGGGUUAUGUUAUUAUCCCAUGUUAUUUACAAGUGCAUCAGAGUAUGUGUGCAUAAAUAAAUACACCCAUACAUUUUAUAGACAUGUAUAUAGAUACGUACAUAGCCCCACAAGGACAGUGGCAGAGACAUGUUUCUUCCACCUAGCAUAGUACUUUACAAUUUUCCACCUCUUUUGAUCAGGUGUAAAAUACUCUUAAUGAUUAAUCAAUAUCAGUGGUGAAGGUUACAAAUUUUCAUUUGUAUUUGUGAAUUAAUUUUCCAGAUUUGUAGAUUCCAUGUUCAUUUGUUUGAGUCAGAUAUGUGGCUAUAAUGAUCUUUGUUAUGAGGUUGAACAGCUAAGAAAGGAAGCAUAUACAUCAGAAAAUUCCUCUCACGAGAAACGAUUAAUGCAGGUACAUGCUUUGUGUCUCUUAAAUUAGUCUUAAUUUCAUUUAUAUUGGCUAUCUUACUGUACUUUUAAGUUCCUGGUGUAGUUCUUGGUAUUGGUAUCUUAGUUUAUAAUAUUUCCUCUAGCUUUCUGCUGACAAAAGCAUUUACAUGUAAUAUUAUAUUCUUUAUGCACAUGAUGUCAAACUAAUUUACUAAUUCCAAUUUCCAAGAGUUUCCUCUGUUAUACCACAGAGGAUAACUGGCCAUUUCUGAGCUGCCCAAGCAUCUGUUCCAAAAUUAGGCUAAGUGCAGAGCCUUUGAAGAGAAAAUUAUUUUUUAUUCUCAUACAAAUACCUGCAGAGGUUACUCCCAUGAAUAAACCAUAUAGGUAUAUGCCGCCCCAUAGGGUAGGGUUUUUGUGCCGUUUUGGUCUGAAAACGGGUAUACACUUUGCCCAUUUUGGUCUGGAAUCGGGUAUGGUUUUCAAGGGAACUACCGCGUGUAUGAAGGUAUUUAUCGUUUCAAUUCCAAAUGAGUAAGAAAGAAAGAAAAAUAUGUGAAUUCAAAAUGUAUUAGAAUACUUUUUUUUUGUUUGCACUCUAAGUUAAGUAAUGAUAACAACAAUUUCUGCCUAAAGCUAAGGCCAGGACUGAAAACGGGUGUGGAAAAUUACAUUUUUUGGUCUGAAAUCGGGUCAGGAUUUGAAGAACCGGGCGUCACACCCCGCCUAAAAUUCCCAGGAGUACCCCCACUCCCGGUAAAAAUAAUAAAACUCAUUUACACAAGAAAGGUUGAGCACUUGCCCUCGUUUUGAAAAUGAGAGUUUUUGGAACUUGGAAAUAGUCUAGUUACAUUAAGCAAAUCAAGCACAAACAAUUUAUGUUGAAUUUACUCCUUGCAUCUUAAGCUUUGGAACCUAAUGAUGCCACACACUCCACUUAAAGAAAGAGUUUGCAAGCAGUGGGGAGAUAUUGGCUUUCAAGGAACAGAUCCCCAAACUGACUUUAGAGGAAUGGGUAAGAAAAUACUCAAUAGUUAACCUAGUGGAAGUCAAAAAGUCAUGUCAAUAAUAAUGUUCUGUAGGAGAUAUCAUUCGAAACUGCUGUCAGAUAGCUUGAUGCUCACUUUAAGUUCGUAAGAAUGACGGAAUCUGUUGGGCCAGAGUGUUUUCAUGACCAACUUGAUCAGUAAUGAUGCAAUGUCUGUUACGUUUUUGAGACGUUAAGUACAGCUGUUAAAUAUUAAUAUCAGGCGACUUUCUCGAAGGACAAGCUUGAUUUGUUAGGUAAUAUUUUGAUGCAAGUGUAGCAGCUCAGUGUAUGGCAGUCAUUUGUACAAAUGUAUUGUUGUUUCAAGUAUACAUCUUAGGUAAAAAAAAAAUUUUCAGCUUAAAAGUUGAUCAAAUCUCUUUGCAUUUCCUUAUGAAAAACUGGAAAAAAAAAAACGACACAAAAUCUAUAGUGUUUCCACAUACAGUAGACUAUUUUUUAUGCACCCCUUUAUAAUAAAACAAGAUAGUUAUGAUUCCUGACUUUUCUGUUUUUUUUUUUGUUCCAGGUGUUCUUGCUCUUGAUAACUUAUUGUAAGUAUGUACAUGUGUAUUUUUUUUUUAUCGUAAAAGUUACAUUAGUAACAAUAAAUUCAGUGUGCGUAUUGAUUUACUGAAAUUGUUUUGCCUGCAGAUUUUUUGCAUCAAAACACACAGAUGCAGCAAGAAAAGUUUUGGCACACUCUCAUCAUCCACAUUUCUGGUAGGCUAAAUUACACAUCUAAUGUUGUACUUAAAAUUGUUUGUAAGUAAACAUAACAGGUGUGUGUUGUUCUUGGAAAAUCCAUCAUGGAGAAUUCAUGUGCUUAGCCUCCCUCCACAUAACUAAUGUUUUAAGUACUUCAAAUUUGGGGUUCAAACGCAAGUUUGGGUGUGGUUAAAAAAACUCUUUAUCAUCUGCCACUGCCUAAAAAAAUCAUUCUCAUAUAUUCACCAGGCCUGAAAUUGACCAUCACAUUGUUUAAUAUGAUUGCAUGUGUCAGCAUUCUGGUCCUAGCAGUAUGCAAGAUUGUUUGCCACAUGAACUUAGUUAUAAUGGUCUCAGCUCCCACUUUCGUUAAGAAUAAUUAUUGUCUCUUCAUUUUUUAUCUAAUCUCCAAGCAAGCUCAACCUAACCCCUUUAAGCUCGUUCUUGUUAUUUAUCACAAUUGUGAGCUGGCAUGGGGCAAUGAUGGCUGUACUUGAACCCAUGACCCUCAGAUAAAGUCUUUUACCCCAGUCACUGUGUUGCAAAGAGACUGAUGACAAGUUAAGCCAUUCGCUAGAUUCCUUGAUGCUCAGCCUGAAUGCUUCUAGGAACAGUAAUGUCAAAACUGUGCACCCUCUAUGGAAAUAAAUGUUAUCAUCUUUUUCUUACAGGUUUUCUUAUGCCAUUGCUGGCAUCAACAUCACAUCAUUGGCUCUUCAGUUUUUGAACGAAGGAAUCCUUAGAAGUCACUUUUACAACUGCAGACAAGGCCAGCCAACUGUGGUUGACUUUCACCAGGUUUAUUGUGAGUAUGUUCACUCUUUUAUUUUAAAUUUUGUUGGAAUUAUUUAGACUGUCAGCCAGGUUUAUCCUUUGGUGUUGGGAGCAAAUUUAUUGUUAUCAUGAAGUUUAUGGUCCAAACAUCUGACCAUUUUAAUAAACUUUUUACGUACAAUGUUAUGUUUUCAAUGUUACUACUCGGCUCUGUCCCUGAAAUUGAAAUUGUUACCACUCAAGGAUCACAUAUUAAGGUAAAAGUAGUUUAGUAUACUAGAAAAUAAGGUGUAUUGGCAAAGAAGGCUGAAAAUAAUUGGCUGAAACCAGGGGCAGAUCUAGGGGGAGGAUGCAGGGAGCCCCCCCCCCCCGAGGUGACCUGUGUUUUCUAAUACAACUUGUAUUCUGUAAAAAAAAAACUAUGUGGUUUAUUGGUGUUGAAGUAGAGCAAGAGACGAGUGCACCCUCUCCUAAAAAAAAAUCCUGGAUCUGCCCCUGGAAACACUCUCCAAUAGUGAGCACAUGUUUGGGCUGUCCUCCAAUACAAAAUCCCUGGACCCGUGCCUGUUUUCAGUUUUUUAUGGCACUCAACCAACCCAGCUAGUAAUCGCCUCAACUGAAAUGGAAAAGUCAACUUUCAAACUAACUUUUCAUCUUUCCCCUCCUAGAUCCUACUCAACCUUGAGAACCCUUCUACUUUAAAAAAUAACUGUGUAUUUUUUUUGACUUUGGCUAGCCUUCAAUUCAACCUUUAAACAAGCUCUUAGUAACUGUCAUAACACUACAAUGUUGUCUCGUUGUAGGUUAUCUGUUUUUUGAGUUCAGUACGUUCUGGAUCAGUGAAGAGCCCGAGAGUGUUAUGGAGUUUAACAGAGUAAGAGACAAGUUUGCACACAAGGUCACAGACCUUCUCAAGGACUCAAAUACCACGCUGGAAUUAAAGUUCAAGUCUUCAAGUGAUGAUACUUCCCUACUGUCAGUGUCUUCGUUAGAUAGGGAGACAAGUCUUUAAAAGUUGUGAAAGAAUGUGAUUUGUUGCAUUUAUUUAUAUGUAAUAUGUAACGCCCACUUUUAAAUAUUUGAUAUUUGAAUUUUUGUUAGAAAAUGAAAGAGGUGCUAUGAAAUACAAAACAUUGAGUGUUUCUUUUUCAAAAUUAAUUUUUUAUCAUGUCAGUUAAUAUAGUGAGUUUUUGAGAUUAGUUGUAUAAGAAAGUAUACAAAAAGUAGUAAUAGUAGAAAAGUUAAAAUUAUUCAUGGUCUUCGUAAAAAGUAACUAUCAGCAUCAGAAUCAUUGCAAUCAAGAUGCCAUCACAAAGGUUUUUUCUUCUACACAAAAAUGUAUGAUUGUUC
Molecule: messenger RNA, 5784 nt
Organism: Porites lobata
Lineage: Eukaryota; Metazoa; Cnidaria; Anthozoa; Scleractinia; Poritidae
Source: the annotation of a GenBank genome assembly